Molecule: messenger RNA, 3529 nt
Organism: Cimex lectularius (bed bug)
Lineage: Eukaryota; Metazoa; Arthropoda; Insecta; Hemiptera; Cimicidae
Gene: Usp16-45
Product: ubiquitin carboxyl-terminal hydrolase 16
Exons: 20
Coding region: 291-3422 (1043 amino acids)
Biological process (GO): protein deubiquitination
Cellular component (GO): nucleus; cytosol
Molecular function (GO): cysteine-type endopeptidase activity; zinc ion binding; cysteine-type deubiquitinase activity
Source: RefSeq, a predicted model, not a curated record
CAAUUAAUCGAGGGCUUGAAAUUGGAUCGAACUGGGUUCGGGAUUCGGGUCUCUCUUGAAUGGAGUCUUUUUCGUAUUUAUAUUAACCUGAAAUUCAUGUACAUUUAAAAUAAUAAAAGAUACAUAAUGUCUACAUUUUUGAUUCCAAUCUGUUCAGGUCCUGAGUCGAAGGAGAGGGCCGUUUGGAGCGAGAACGAAAAUCGCCUUUCGGCUGUUUAGCUGGAACAUUCUGUCACGUGGGCCUCGGCCAAGUCUUGUUCGUUCGCUCGGCACCUGUAAAUGAAGAAACAAUGGGGAAAAAACGGAGGAAGACGCAGGAAGUCAACAGCAAAGAGCCAGUGGACAACGGUAGUAACAAAAAUGGUUGCCCUCAUGUUGACAAGUCGAUUGGCCUCAACCAAGUGAAAAAGUCAAAAAGUGAUGUUUGCGAAUCAUGUUUGAAGCUCAAGGAACAACCUAAUGUUCAAGUGUCUGGGCCAUGGAUUUGUCUAAAGUGUGGUGUGAAAUCUUGUUCUCGUGAGCACGGCUUGGCUCAUUACAAAGUCCCACGGUCAACUUGUCAUGCGCUAGUCAUUAAUAUUUCUGACAACAAUGUAUGGUGUUAUACGUGCGAAGCUCAAGUACCAGCUUCCACUAGUAAAAAAUUGAAGUCCUGCAUUACAGAUUUAGAGUACAUGAAGAAUGUAAAUAUAAAACUAACAGACCCGAUUGCUGCUUCUGCCAGGUGCACAGAGAAGGAAAAUAGCACAGCGAGCAAUAUAAAUCAGAAAUUUUUAAAUAUAAAAAAAGGCUUAGAUAUUCCAGGUGUUGUAGGGUUAAUCAAUGAAGGAAGCACAUGCUAUGCCAAUUCAGUGUUGCAGUGUUUGACCCGAACCCCUAAAUUAGAAGAAGCAAUUUUGAGCGAUUUCGACAAUCCUGUCCAGCUGGUUUUGGACAGUGGUCAGGAAGUUGAAUUCGAGAUCACACGCUGUGACUGCGAUCGUCUCAUUGAAGAAUAUCUUAAGUUCCAUCGAACUUUGACAAGUAAAGGUGCAGAUAAAGUCAAAGUAUCAACCGCUGUUGCAAUUUUAAGAGAACUUACAAAAAGGCAUCCACACUUUAUGUGGGAUGAGCAGCACGAUGCUCAUGAAUUUCUGAGACUGCUCCUAGAUACUCUACGCACGAUAAUUCAUCAGUCCUUUCAAAAUUUAAUUAUGAAAGAGAAAAAUUUGUUGACUCCCGCUAUGAGAAAGAACGUCAGCCCAGAACUGAAGAAAGAAUUGAAGGAUAUAGAUAAAAAAUUGUGCCAAGUCAAAGACUUUGGACCUGAAAAAGUUUUUGGAGGACAACUUGUUAGUAGACUGCAGUGCAAAGAAUGCGGUUCAUCUUCAGAAUCAAUUGAAAAGUUCAUGGAUCUUUCUCUUCCUGUGUUAACGACAGAGUCAGAAUUAACUCCUCUUCGUAAAAAGGGCGGGCAAGGCGUUAGCGAUCCAAGUUUUAUGAAGGGUUCUAAAAUGGACAGUUACGUAAGCAAACCAAAAUCUCACAAGGAGAGGCGAAAAGAGAGGAAGGAGCGAAGAGAUAAACUAUUACUUUCAUCAGAGGAUUAUAAAAACUCAAAUGACAGUGAAAGCUGUGCAAAUGGGUUUAAUUAUAACGGUAAUGUGAACUCAGAUGAUGCCAAUCAAGCAGACAAUGAAUUGGAAACUAGUGAAAUUGGGGCAUUGCUAAGCAGUGAUGAACUUAAAACAGAGGAUUGUGGUUUUAAAACUUUAACAAAAAAUUCGGCAGUUGGUAAUGAUGCUCAUGACUCACCAAUAGACAAACAAAUUUUAGAAACAUCAGAUAAGGAAGAAAUGAAGGAGGACAUAGGUUUUCAAGAAGACAUAUCGAGUGAAUUAACUACAUACAAUAGUGAAAAUAUUAAUUUAAAAAAUUCUAAAGAAACUCAAUGUGAUCAGGAAAUUUCUAUGAAAAAUCCUUCUACGAUCCAACCUGAGCAACGUGCACAAGAGGAAUGUUUGAUAGAAAAUGGAAAGGAGGCAGUAAGCAUGAAGGGGGGUGCAUUAAUGGACAACCUUUGCAAUCAGUUCUCCAGACUUACCGCAGAAACGCCCAAGUCAGAAAAGGACGAAAAAACACAAAAUACCCUUACCUGGAUGAACUGGUCACCGGAAAAACAUAUGGAUGCAGGGAAAUGGACAUCCAGUGAAGAAUGGUGGUGUGAGAACGAAGAAGCCAACCAGAUUUUGCCACCAAUAUGCUGUAAUAACAAACACUGCCCUUCAGUUCAUGCAAAAAGUAAAACAAUAGCUUUUGAAGAUGGCAUACCUGUGAUUUCAUCGAUGGUCUUUGGCGGAGGGCGAAACUCCUCUGUAAUUCAAUUGACUGAUAUCAAUCUCAACAAUAUAAAGGCUGAUAUUAUUAGGAAAAAAGUAGACGAUUAUUUUGAGGUUGGGCCUGAUGGCUUUACCGCUGGUAGUAAAAAACUUAGCCAAGCUUUAGACUAUAUGCUAAGUAACUUUGAAAUGAGUUACGAUCCUCAGUCAUGUCGAAAGAUGUACCCGCCUUCUAAUGUUCCAUUAGAAAUGUCCGAUCGAGUUACUAGUGAGACAGAAUUUGGUGAUUUAUCAACAUCGAAAAUACCCUCUAGUGGCUACCAAUGUAAUGAAGCUGAGGAUCGAGAAGUGCAAGAAGCAUUUUUCUACAAUAAUCAAGUGAGUAAAGACUGUUUAGAAAUAGUAGGUGAAAAAACCACCUUUGGUGAGACACUUGAAGCAAUGUCCAAUGGUGGACGGGAAUCUGAUGAUGGCCUCUGUAUAUCAAAUUUGUAUGACAUGGAAGAAUUCUUAGAGCAGGAGGAAAUGAAGAUAACUAAAGUGGAAAAUGAAAACUACAAUGACAGUUCGAUUGAAAAAUGCUUGCAAGAGUUCAUCAAGGAAGAAAUACUCACCGGGAGUAACAAAGUCGGCUGUACAGAAUGUACAGCCAGGGCCAACAAAGGUAACCCUGAUGGGAAAACAGUGUACACAACUUUCUCAAAACAAUUGCUCAUAAAAACCGUACCAGAAAUAGUUAUUUUACACCUUAAGAGAUUCCAAGUUCAAAUGUCUUCUAUUCAAAAAGUCAACCGUCAAGUCUCGUUCCCUAUUAUUUUGGAUAUGGCACCAUUUUGUAGUCAAGCUAAGGUACACAAGAGUAAGAAUAUACUGUAUCAUUUGUUUGGAGUUGUCAAGCACUCAGGAGGUAUUAACGGUGGUCAUUACGAGGCUUAUGUUGCUCAAUUUGACAAAGAUGCAUUUAUACCAAAUGGAAGUGGAGAAACGUGUAAGCCCAAAGUACAAUGGUACCGUGCUAAUGAUAGGAAUGUUACAGUUGUAACAGAGGAACAGGUUCUUUCUACUCAAGCUUACCUACUUUUCUAUAGGCGGAUACCUUCCUAACACCAGAUUAAUUAUCAGAGUAUUUGUGAAUUCAGUGAUCAGUUGAUAAAACAAUUGAUUUAUCCAAACAGGGCUAAUUAAAUCGAGUAAUUGUCUUGUAUGUGAAA